GUCUCCCCUGUCAAAUCUUAACUUAUGUUUACUUCCGUACAAAAUGAAAAUGCAGAAAUAAACUGUAAACAGUAGCAAUUGCUGUUCUUACUUGUGCACGAAGCGAAAAACAUCUAGAAUGUCGCUGACGCUUGAGGAAUUAAAACAGGAUCCGUUCGAUACCCAUGAGUUUGUUGAGCGGCUGGCAUGGCGCACAAUGGGCACCAAGGCACGCAGCCAGCAUGACGAGUUUGAUCCGAUGUUGCUGUUGGGGGCCUUUGAGAAGAUGAUCAGUGAACUGAAGGUGAUGAACAAGAAGGUACAGGCGGGCAUUGACAAGCUGGAGGUCGAUUGUAAGGAUGAGGAGAGGAAACUCUGGUCACGCAUUGGCGACCUGCAGAGGAAUAAUCAGGCUGCCAAUUCAAACUUUGAGGGCCUGGCAGAGCGUAUCAACGUGGUUGCUACGAAGGUAGUUCACCUAGGAGACCAGCUGGAGGGUGUCAACACCCCAAGGGCUCGGGCAGUUGAGGCUCAGAAACUAAUGAACUACCUCUCAGAGUUCCUUACAGACGAACCUCCAAAAUCAGCCAUAUUUACGGACCCCUUUCAGUUGCAACUUGCUGCUGAAAUAAUACAAAAGCUGCACAUGAUUGCUUUAGAACUUCCAAGUAAUGAAAAGUUUUCAAAAGCAAGAAAAAAGAUAGCAGAUAAGUAUGACCAGAUCGAGAAUGAACUCAUAGAAGAGUUCCGUAUAGCACACCACUCUGGGGACAAGCGCAAGAUGAAGAGGUGUGCCUCUGUUCUCUCCAACUUCAAGGGUCUUGGAAGAUGCAUUGACACGUUCAUCGAAGAAACACAAAAGGGAAAGUUCUUAAGUGCAGACCCAUUUAGUGAGGUGUUACCCUUGUGUACCCGUAGCAACGAGCUCAUACAGGAAGUGUUCACCAACCCGGAGGCUGUGAUGGGGAAGUUGGUACAGAACAUAUACAUAACAAAACUGCAGGUUUGUAUACAGAAUAAAUUGAACAAGAAAGACGACCCAGAGCAAUACCUAAAGGACUUCCAUGAUAUUUAUACCAGGACCACAAAGCUGUCAAGCGAAUUGGCGCAAUUCAAGAUUGGCACUGACAGCUCAUCAGCUGCUAAAUUGACCAAGACCAUCUUUCAGAAUCACCUUGACAACUAUAUCAGUUUUGAGAUCAAAUACCUGAACGAGAGAUGUGGGGCCAUUCUACAGAGGUACUAUGAGGGGAAGGACCACCACAAGAAGCAGAUACAGUCUGGAGGGCUGUCAGAGCUGCGUAGCCACCUGCAGGCCAAGAUGGCUACCGUGAACAUGAACAUCAACAUCGGCCCCACGGUGGAGAACUAUGGAGGAGAGACAUUCCUGUCACAGGAGGUCUCCAUCAACAUCCUGCAGGAGACAAAACUGGCCUUCAAACGAUGCCAGCAAUUGUCAGUUAGUUCGGAUGUUUCUGGCAAUGCUGUAAAGAUUCUAGAUAUUCUGAUAAAGUAUCUGGUGGUAGAACACAUUGACUACGCUGUGGAGGUGGGCUUACAAGGCAUUCCUGUUGGGGAGCCCAAGACCCCGCCUCAGAUCUACUUUUUUGACACGGUCCAGCAGGCAAACACCCUAUUCCACUUGUUUGAGAAGCAGUUCAUGGACAGUGCUGUGCCGCUGUUAAUUAUUAAAGGAAACGAACCACCUAAAGCUGUAGCCAAAAACGGACAGGGAAAGGAAAAAGCGUCAACACCACUGUAUGCAGAUUGCCUGCACAAGAAGCGUGACCUGCGUGAGCACCUUGAGGCCAAGAUCGACACCGGCCUUGACCGUGCAGUGACCUCAAUCUGUGGCUGGGUUCGAAACAUCCUGUCCACUGAGCAGAAGAAGAAUGACUUCAAGCCUGAUGAUGACUCUGUGCUGGCACAGAUGGGUACACAGGCCUCAGCAAAGGUGGUGAAGUUCGUCACCCAACAGCACCAGACGGUGAGAAACAAUAUGGAUGGCAAGAAUGUGGAGGCCGUGCUUCUGGAGCUGGGGACCAGGCUGCACAGGAUCAUCUAUGACCAUCUGUGCCAGUUCACCUACAACUCUCUAGGCGCUAUGCUCGUGAUAUGUGAUGUCAAUGAGUACCGUAAAUGUGUGAAGGAGUUUGGACUUCCACUGAUCUCCCAGCUCUUUGAGAAGCUGCAUGCACUCUGUAACCUGCUAGUGGUGGUACCUGAGAACCUGAAGCAAGUCUGUGGAGGAGAACAACUGGCAGGAUUGGACAAGAGCGUGUUACUCUCAUUCGUACAGUUACGAUCGGAUUACAAAACGGCAAAACUAGCAACGCUAAUGAAAUGAAACUUUUGUGUAGGUUUGUAAAGAUUGUUAUAACGAGAUAUUCAGAUUUCUUUUGUGCUAUUAGGCAAUGCUUAUAUGUGUUAGGUAUAUUGAGUUUUGGUGUAUAUACCAUAUAAGAUGUGCUGUGAUUCUGAACGUUAUUAUGGAAUGCUUUAUUCACACAUGUGAUCAGAGCUUUGACAAUAUGUUUGCCAUGUUUAAUUUGUUAGCACUUUUAUAUGCAGUUGAAAAAGACAUUAAUCUUGGAAUAAACUGUUUGUUUUUUCAACAACAUAAUUUGCAGUUUUCCCUGUCGUAUUUACCGGUAUUAAUUUUGACAAAUUUAAUUCUAUACAUUUUUAUGUAUAACUGGAUUGUAUAAAUUGAAUUUACUACAAAUCAGGCUGUUAAAUUGGACUUUUUUUUCAACAAAAUACAUAAAAAAUGAAACUGUAUAUGGAAACUUAAAGACAGUAUAGAAAUUCAGUUGCAAUGGUAAAAAAUACAAAAACUGUAAAUUUAAGUCUUAUUAAGAGUAUUGACAGAAUAUUACAAAAAAUAUUUAGAAUAUUAAAUGAUCAGUUUUGAUUAGGAAAAUCACCAAAAUGACAUCCAUUCCAAGUUUGAGGUCUCAUUCCAAUUUCUUAUAAUACAGUGGUUGUUGAUGAGUUUUAUGUUGGAUACAUAAUAAAUGAAGUAAAAAUUGAAUGCUUCAUAUGAAUCUUUGCAGAUUUCAAGAAGGAAAUAUCAAUACUCCAAUAUUUAAUAGGGAGCUUAUUUGUAAAUUGGAAUUCCUCAAGUUUGUUGAUAUAUCCUGGAUCAUGAGCUGUAUUCAUUGUAUUAAACAAACUUGCCACGUGCAAUAUUAGAUUUAUUAGUUGUUUAAGUUAUAGCAAGACUUGCAUGCUUAUGUUGUAUAAAUGGUUUGCCAUAUAAAUAAAUAUUGAUAACAGUA
Molecule: messenger RNA, 3260 nt
Organism: Dreissena polymorpha
Lineage: Eukaryota; Metazoa; Mollusca; Bivalvia; Myida; Dreissenidae
Product: exocyst complex component 5-like
Exons: 20
Coding region: 119-2326 (735 amino acids)
Biological process (GO): Golgi to plasma membrane transport; exocytosis
Cellular component (GO): cytoplasm; exocyst
Source: RefSeq, a predicted model, not a curated record